Messenger RNA from Leptomonas pyrrhocoris, 668 nucleotides. RefSeq lists its product as hypothetical. Gene Ontology annotation, cellular component: mitochondrial large ribosomal subunit. Gene Ontology annotation, biological process: mitochondrial translational termination. Gene Ontology annotation, molecular function: translation release factor activity. Bases 75 to 668 code for a protein of 197 amino acids. The record is from RefSeq and is a predicted model, not a curated record. The transcript has a single exon. Lineage: Eukaryota; Euglenozoa; Kinetoplastea; Trypanosomatida; Trypanosomatidae.
AGGCAACCUUCUUUAAUUCUAUAUAUUCCUUUGAGUUUGCUAGGACGUUAAGGACAGGACCUUUUUUGUGUUGGAUGCCCUUGUGCCCUCUGUGGUCAAGGCGACCGCCAUUGCGAGGGCUUCGCCUUGUAACGUCACCGCCGGUGUCCACAACUUUGUGUGCCGCACCUUGUCUCUUGGAGGUGCGACGAGCAUCACACGUCAGUUCCUUCAAGCACGAGGGCUACUACAGACUGGCGGACCCACGGCACAUUUCAAUCGAUCCCUGCGUGUACGAGACACGCACCAUGCGAGGCAGCGGACCAGGCGGCCAGGGCGUGAACAGCAGCAGCAACAAGGUCGAGCUACGGGCUGACAUGGAGAUGCUGUCCGACUACUUUGACGAGGAGUUGCUGGCGGCGCUGCGACACAACGAGGCCGGCGCCAGUCUCACCUCGGAUGGCACCACCAUCGUCGUGAGCUGCCACGAGCACCGCAGUGGGCUGCAAAACAAGGCAGGCUGCAUUCACAAAUUGCAGGAGCUGCUGCACAAGGCUUCGUGGGUGCCGCCGGUGGAGGCAGAUCCGAUUGAGCGACCGACUCGCCUUGUCACGGAGCACAAGGCAAAGAGACGGCAGAAGAGCAACGCAAACCGCAUGACGCGCGCCGCACGUAGCGGGUCGUGGUGA